AUGGCAGCAUCCCAGAAGCCAACAGAAAGGGUGGUGUCGUUGUGUACCCCGACGACGGCGGAGACCAUGCUCGUGUUCGAUAUCGCCGGGUACAGCCUGCACAAGGGCAUCAGCGCCGGCAAAUUCAUCCAGUCCAACCCCGUCUCUGUUGGCGGCUAUGAGUGGUGCAUACGCUACUACCCUGACGGAGACGCAAGCAAGGAGAGCGAGGACCACGUGUCGGUCUACCUGGAGCUCCUGACCAAGGGCGCCAAGGCAAGGGUGAUCUACGACCUGAGGCUGGUCAACCAUGAAAUCGAUCUGACCACGGGGAGGUGCUGCCCGAAAUCGCCGACAGAGUUCGACUCCCUCGACGCAUCCAUCCUUGGGAGAAACAAGCAGCUCAAGAAGAAGAGAAGCGAACUAGAGAAGUCUCCAUUCCUGCGGGAUGACCACCUCAUGAUCGAGUGUGCCCUCACUGUGAUCAAGGAACCACUUGUGGAGGAGACCGUUAAAAUCCGGGUGCCACCCUCAGACUUGGCAGAUAAUCUUGGAAAAUGGCUAGAGACGAAGGAGGAAACAGAUGUGACAUUCAAUGUUAGAGGGGAGACCUUCCAUGCGCAUAAGAUCUUGCUUGCGAUGCGGUCACCGGUCUUCAAGGCCCAGCUCUAUGGACCGAUGGGAGACAGGACGGCGCGGAACAUAACCGUGGAAGAUAUGCAGCCUGAUGUUUUCAAGGACUUGCUUGACUUCAUCUACU
Molecule: messenger RNA, 739 nt
Organism: Triticum dicoccoides
Lineage: Eukaryota; Viridiplantae; Streptophyta; Magnoliopsida; Poales; Poaceae
Product: BTB/POZ and MATH domain-containing protein 1-like
Exons: 1
Biological process (GO): protein ubiquitination
Molecular function (GO): protein binding
Source: RefSeq, a predicted model, not a curated record